Peronospora farinosa is the source of this 357-nucleotide messenger RNA. The record is from the annotation of a GenBank genome assembly. NCBI's taxonomy places the organism in Eukaryota, Oomycota, Peronosporomycetes, Peronosporales, Peronosporaceae.
AUGUCGUGUCGUCAAGCCUGCGCGAGCUGCUUCAACGUCGGAUAUGCAGUAGGGGGUCUAAAUUAUGGCUUACCGAUCCACCGUGUGAUGCCUUGUGGUCACGUCUUCUGCAAACCUUGUAUCACUCAGCGUUGUGCUCUGGCAUUAACGAAUCGAGCUCUUGUUCCUGCGCAUUGUUGCGGUAUGGAAUUUCCGACCGAGUACGUUAUGGAAGCACUAGAGCACACGAGCUACAACACUUACUCGCGGCUCUUGAGCGAGCGUCAGUGGAUCAACUCUACCCUUCGAUCUGAUGUCGAGUAUGCCGCGACGGUGAAGAAAGAAUGGGUGGAUGCAGUGUUUAAUUUCCGGAACUGA